CCUCUGUGACUCCCACAAUGGACCUUGGACCUUCCAGUAAACAAACAUUGGAUGGCUUUUCGAGUGGUGUGUGUAGUUGCUGAGCUGCUGCGGCCGCCUGGUCUGGUCCUACACGUAGGCUGGAGGAGCAGGCCGAGUCACAGGACUGUCCAGAGGUGGUACAGACCAAGUGCCGCUCUCCAGGGAUCUCAGACUGAGCCCAGUGUUGUGUCAGACUCCAGUGAGGGGCUACAGCUCUCUCAGAGCUGUGUAAAGCAACUGUUGGCUGUGACAGAGGAGGACCCAGCUGCCUUACUGAGGGUGGUCGUGGACGGUGGAGGAUGCUCUGGAUUCCAGUACAAGUUUGUUCUUGACAGCCAAAUCAACUCUGACGACAAAGUAUUUGAGAGAGAGGGUGCCCGAGUGGUGAUUGAUGAGCUCUCUCUUAGCCUCCUCAAAGGAGCCACUGUCGACUACUAUACUGAACUCAUUCGCUCUUCAUUCAGAAUCACUGGCAACCCCAACGCUGAACAAGGCUGCUCAUGCGGAGCUUCAUUUGCUCUGAAAUGAACUUUGUUUCUUCUUCAUUAUUGUAACAACAUACGUACAUAUUAUGUAAUUAUGUUCCUACAUGGUUUGGCUAUUACUACAUAAUUAUAAUGUGUGUAUAAAAUCAAGGCAUACAGCUAUAAUUAAAA
Molecule: messenger RNA, 677 nt
Organism: Halichondria panicea
Lineage: Eukaryota; Metazoa; Porifera; Demospongiae; Suberitida; Halichondriidae
Product: iron-sulfur cluster assembly 2 homolog, mitochondrial-like
Exons: 3
Coding region: 52-549 (165 amino acids)
Biological process (GO): iron-sulfur cluster assembly
Cellular component (GO): mitochondrion
Molecular function (GO): 2 iron, 2 sulfur cluster binding; iron ion binding; 4 iron, 4 sulfur cluster binding
Source: RefSeq, a predicted model, not a curated record